CAGGAUUAUAACCCUGUUGCUGCCGUGUUCACCUACCUAGGUGAAAUAUAGUAUUUAUUUAUCGUAGCAGUAAAUCUUGAAUAUAACACGUAAUUAAUAUUUUUUUAAAGUAUGCGCAAUGAUUUUUUACUGCUAAAUAUUUAGGAACAUAUAGAUGAUGAUGUGACGUAUACAUGUAGUUCGGACUCUUGGUCACUGGAUGGUGAUGAUGAACACAUUUUGCAGUCUGUCUAAAAAAGAGGAAGAUACUAACGUUACACAGAGCCAUUAUGGCGUUGCAUACGCUUCCACCUCUUAUGUCAAUGUUCCACCUCGGAAGAGCUGCAGCAGUGUGAGUGAAGAGACAAGGGAAGACUUCACUGAUCAUCCACAGUGAGACAUGACGGACUCGGAGGUGUCUGUGCUGCUGCACUGUGCAGCCUGGAGGGGCCUGCUGGAGUCACAAGUACAAGUAGAGCUUUCUGAAAGAUUCAACAGGCAGACUGAUCCAGCUCUAGAGCAUCAAAUAGAGGAGGCAUGGACAGAGCGAGUAUCAAAAGAGUCGUGGCUUUUCAACGGGAUGAAAUUCAGACUGCACUCUUUCUGCUUGGCCUCAUCAUGCUCUGUUUCUCCUAAACACCAAUCCUGCACUCAUCCACCCCUCAUCCCCUUCUUAGACCUUGCAGAGGAACCGGAAGGGGAAUUACAAGACAGCAGACAAAGGAUGGAGGAGAAUUUGUGUGUCACUGAUUCUCUGCAGGAUGCUGUUCAGAGCAAUUUGGACAAAAGAAACAGACCUGGGAAUCAGAGAGAAAAUGUAGAUAGUGUCCGUGCAUUGUCACAAGCUUCCUCUGAUUACAGUGAGUCAAAGAGCAUUACAGCUGAACGUCCUUCCAAAAACACAGAGGAUCAAGGGAGCGGCCACCUCCUCACUCUGAGACUAGGCCUUACAUGCUACAAAGAUUACCUGGGAACAAACUGGUCGUGUAGAGUGGCAGAGCUACGUCAGCGUGGAGAGGUGGAGUUCGGUGAUCCUCUGGCGCUGCUGGCUCAGCCUCUGGGUGUGGGUGCAGUCCUGUGUACAGACGACGGUCAGGUAGUGUUGAUCAGGAGGAGCCAGAGAGUGGCAGAGGCAGGGGGGCUCCUGGACAUCCCCGGAGGUCACCCAGAGCCAAAGGUGGUGUGUGAGCGCCUGGGCCAGGCAGUGUGUGAGCAGCAGAUCAGUGUGGACAUGAUGUCGCAGAGGCCCGUCGUCUCAGAGCUGUUCUCGUCUGUGUGCGCUGAGAUCAGAGACGAGGUGAAUAUUCCUCUGAGCUCCCUCGGAGAGCCGGUCCUGAUGGGUAUCGCUCUGAAUCACACCAGCGCUGGCAGACCAAGUGCUGAGUUCUAUGUCAGUUGCUCGUUGACAUCUGAUGAAGUCAGAAAAUUGUACUGGAAAGGAGGAGCAGAGGCCCAUGAGUCUACAGAUAUUGUCUUCUUCAGCAGGACGGAGGUGUUGCAGCUGGACAGAAGCAGCCCUCUGUGGUCGGAGCUGUGUCCUUCAGCUAAAGGAGCCGUGCUGCUUUAUCAGACCGUGAAGCCUGACAGGGAGCGAGACCAGAGCAGAUGACAUGACGUUCAGCUGAUUGCAUCAGAAAAUUGAUCCAGAUGAUCAAAUGUAUAUUCACAAAGAGAAACCUUUUCAUUCAAAUUCAGGGAUUUAUUACUAUUUGACUUUAAGCACUCUCUGACCAAUACUGGUGGUAAAAUUGUGCAAAAUACAGUAAAUGUUUUCAUAAUUUGUACAUGACAUUUUUCAAAUAUUUGAAUAAAAAUACUAAAAAGUGA
Perca fluviatilis (European perch) is the source of this 1806-nucleotide messenger RNA. RefSeq names its product nudix (nucleoside diphosphate linked moiety X)-type motif 22 (gene nudt22). The transcript has 7 exons. Gene Ontology annotation, molecular function: GDP-mannose hydrolase activity. The record is from RefSeq and is a predicted model, not a curated record. The coding region runs from base 380 to 1588 and encodes 402 amino acids. Lineage: Eukaryota; Metazoa; Chordata; Actinopteri; Perciformes; Percidae.